AUGAAAGGUCCAACUGCACAUCAGGAUCGAUGCAAAGUGGUCCAAGUAACACCCUCGACAAUUCGCUCCCUCCUGAAUGUUGCCAACAAAAAAAUCCUUAAGUGCACAAAAAGGGAUUCUAUACAUGUUGGCGAAAUGAAGGGGAGGGUGACAAUACGCCACGAAGAGAGGGAAACGAAAAAUCGGAAGACGCUGCAAGGAGAAUGUUGGAAUUUGACCCCGAUGGUAUACAAACAAAGUGUCGCAAAGAUUAAAGGGGUCAGAAGCAACAUAUGUAAAAGGGUGCGAAGCGACAUAUGUAAGAGAGUGCUGUGGAGAAGGAACCAAUUUGGCGUGUAUUUACUGAAUGACUCGAAGGAGAAGUCAAGAAGGAAAAAGAAGAAAAAGAAGAAGAGGAAAACAGUCCAGCUCCUCCGUGGAAAAGGCGAUCUGUCCGAUUUUGUCUCGCUCAUUGACAUAUUCGUAAGGCGCGAAAGCGGAGCGGAACACACAAAGACGAAUUUCUUCCCAUUUUUAAAGUCCACUUUUGUAAACCGCAUAAUGCAACUGUCAAAGCAUAUCCAUGAAAGAGGAGGAAUCAACAGCACAACAAUAGAAGAUGUUGCUGUGAUGAAGGUACAGAAAACAAGAGGAAGGAAAAGGCAUCACUUGGAGGCCUCCCCCCAAUGUAAUCACUAUACGCACAAGAGUGUCCACUGUAAAGGGGAUGUCGCCCACGAUGCAGCCCAUUCGAUAAAAUGCACCAAUGGAGGGGGCAGUGGUGCGAAAGGUAAAGCCAACGAUAGGGGAAGCAGCACUCGAGACGGCUCAGCGUGUGGUGGCUCCCCCCGUGGUGACCGAGAACAGGGGAGGAAAGAGAACGAUGACAGCGGCCAUGGGGGAGGAAGCGGCCAUGGAGGAGGAAGCGGCGAUGGGGGAGGAAGCGGCAAUGGGGGAGGAAGCGGCAAUGGUGGAGGAAGCGCAAAUGAUCAGAAGGAUCAGAGCGAUCAUAACGGACAAAGCAGCCAGAGUGACCAGGGCGACCAGAGCGAUCAGAGCAACCGGAGCAGCCAAAGCGAUCGAAGCGGAAGAAGCCGGGGGGGGCCCCCCGCGCGGAACUCCCAACGCAGCAGUAGCUUCCAGUCCAACCAAGCCAUGUACACGAGCGCGAAGGUGCAAGCGCAAAUGCCAAAGCGCACACGCCGUAGGAAGAAAAUAGUCGUCAGUUCAUCCACGUCCAACGAUAACGAGUCCUCCAUUUACAACAUUUUUGAGGAAGAUUUUACAUUCUUUUAUCCUAACCAUUCCAACCCGUUUAGCUACUCCAGUAGUGAUAAUCGAGAUGGGACGGGGCAGACGGGGCAAACGGACGGCAGGAUGUGCAACUCUUAUGAGGUUAACAAAGCCCCCAUUUCGAAUGGCAGAAGAGACCACCUCCAUAACGUGAAAGGAGGUGUAGAGUACAAUCAAACGGAAAGGAGAAGUCAGAUGGAAAAGUUUCAAGAAGGUUUGUUGGUACCACCUGAUGGAGGUACCUUCGAGGGGUUAUCGGACCGAAAGAGAGGGAAGACCAAGAAGAAGAAGAAAAAAAAAAAAAAAAAAAAAAUGACGAUGAUGAUGGACAUGAUGGAUAACACGGUGAAGACAAUGCGCGGGAUGGACGCGAACGGGCUGAACGAUAACACGACGGGUGAGGAAGACCAGACAGGUCAAGUCAACCCUGGGAAGCCACAGAGAAACACGCAAAGGAAUAGACCAACACGUACCCACGGAGGUUACUCAGACCACUACACAUCCAGCAGCUCAAAAAAUUCCUCUCCAUACAGCGAACAAGUGGACAUCUGCGAUAAAACAAACUCGAACAUCUUCCUGUACAAGAAGGAAAAUAUCCUACGCUUGAAGAAAACCCACUAUGGAAAGAAAAGAAGAAAAAAUUACAAUGACAUCAUUUAUCACAUAGAUACGAUUGUAAAUGUGAACAAAAAAGUAAAAGUGGUGAUUAUCGGAGCGGGCAUGUCGGGACUAGCAGCUGCAUACGUUCUUCUCAACCAUAACGUUGAUGUAACUGUGUACGAAGCAAGGAACAGAAUCGGUGGCAAGUUUUUUUACUCAUCGAAUGAAAAAAAAAACUACCUAGGAGAAGUGGACCUCCUAGUCAAUCGGAAUAAUCCCCUCAUAAACUUCUGCCUCAAGAAAAACAUCUACCACAAAGAUGUGAAUAGGCACUUCUACAAACACUAUGUAUACAUUAAUGGGAAAAAGAUAUAUAAGCAUCAAAUGAGGAACGAAUUUUUCAAGGUUCUUCACAAACUGAGGUUCUACUACGACCAGAUUUUUAACUCUUCCUUUUUUCACAACCUGAAGGAUAAAAACGUCCUCCUCUCUAUGUCGCUGGGGGAAGCCAUUCGGACAGAAGUCGCCAAAAUGAAGGGCGAAAGGAAUCCAAAAAGUGUCUAUGUCCAAUUGUACAUUUCCUAUCUGGAAGCCAUUGCUGGAAUUAACUUAGACUCCCUGUCUAUUCAGUACCUCUUCUACAGCGUCAGCUUCCUUGACGUGUUUCAGACCAUAUGUUGCAACUUUGAGCUCACGGAAAUAUUUAAAAAAUUGAAAAAAAAUAUCAUCAUAAAAAAAAACAAAAUUGUUAAUAAAAUAUACGCUUAUAAUGAUAACAUCAAAAUUGGCUUUGCCAAUCAUGUCGACAAUAGACUGUACGACUACUGCAUCGUGGCGGUUCCCAUUGGAGUUCUAAAGGACAGCGUCAGGUUCUUCGGCCGCACCAAGAAGGGGAGAAGCCACCGUCCGGGGCACCCUCCCCAAGUGGGAAAGUUAAAGCGGGUUGGAGAGAUGCCUCACUUGGGGGAGUUACCUCACCCGGGGGAGUCACCCGAGAUUGAGCAGCACUCCCCUACCCGUGCUGGUCUCCUGCUAGUGAACAACCUCACCGUGGGGGAAUCAAACCAACCUCAGAGGGGCGAUCAUCCGAAAGAGGCUCCCCCUGGAGAGCCGAACGAGGGCGUCCCACGGCCGAAAGCCCUAUCACGGCACCCCCCCUCAGAAUCACACAGCGCACUCCCUUGGGGAAAAAAUCAUAAUCAGAACGCGUCCACCUCGAGUGACUACCUCAUAAACAACAUAGACAUUACGACGAACGAGAACAGAAGCACGUGCAGAUUCAAAGGUUCCAGCAACAACGGGGUACUUUACUUCAGUGGGGAAGGCUGCGCGAGCCUGCCUAGGUGCUCCUCCCAAACGAACAGCAACCUUAACGUCUGUCAAGCGGACAAGUCUUGUAAUUUUCUCUGUGGAACCGUUUGCAGCGCUUGCGGCGUCGGCAGCGGGCGAAGCAAACUGCCUCCGGACCAUAGUCCAAAUGGAUACUCGUUACAGAAUGCAAAUGCACAAAGUGCUCAGAGCUCCAACAAGCAGGGGACCCUCUCCGAUGGAAAGAACACACAUAUCUUCAACAUUGGAAGCUGUGUGAAGUGUAGGGAAGAGAACCCCAAAGGAGCCACCCUCCACAAUAAUCUAAGUCGACAGCCGAUGGCGAAGUAUGCGCAGUGUAUCUCUAGAGACCCGCCAACGAGGGGGAGGGGGACUAUCAAAUGGGAUCGAGCAGAGGGGACAAAUCGAGACGGUACGUGGAAGGGGAAGAAAAAACACCCUAAGAAAGAUCCUGGGGGGAAGCCACAUGGAAAUCCAAGGGGAUACCCAAACACAACGAUAAGGGACCUCCCCGAUCAAGAGAGCACAGGACUGAUCGAGUUCAUUCCGAAACUCCCCAAGUGGAAGACAAACAGCAUUCACAGAUUAGGGGUAACCAAAAAUAACAAAAUUGUUGUCACGCUGAAGGAGAGGAUUGUAGAGAGCACUCAGAAUGUUAGCAUUUUUUUUAACUGCAAAAAGGCGAAAAGGGAAGGCACCCCCAAGGAGGGGAGGCGGUUUCACGAGAUGUCCAAAAAGGAGGUCCCCAAUAGGGAUGACCUUUUUGCAAAUCCGCCGUUUACACCGGAUCGGGGAAGUACUACCUCAUGUCUUGCUACCAACGUGCACCUUGCCAAUAAGACAGCCAUGGAUAUCUCUCUCUCCAUGGAGGUGUCCAAUUCGAGAGAGGAUGGAAAUGGCGAGGGGGACUUUCCCCCCAGGGAGGCGACGAAGGAGGAGCCGCUACAAGCGGAACCUAACGACGGGGGAAUGCCAAUUGAGGAGGCACCAAAGGACAUUGAAGAAGCACUGCAGUAUGAGAAUGCCCUCCCCCCCACUGAAGGGACCCAUAACAAAAGUCAUGUGUACCGGCGUCCCCCCUUCAACCGUAUAGACGAAAUGAGCUUUAUAGGGUGCCUCAAGAGGGAGCGUCUCAUGAACGGAGAGAAGCAUCAUCGCUGCACCCACGAAAGUAACGUCCGGACGAACAAAUACAACCACAUCGUCAUCUACAGUGCACACCCAGUCAUCGCCCUCUUCCUGAGGAAGAAGUACAGAAAGAAAACGUCCAAAUUGGAAAAAAAAAUCAUUAUAAAUGAUUGCAAGUCGUUUCUGAAAGACCUACUACCUGGGAUUAAAAUAGAGAAGAUAUGUUACUACGAUUGGGUGGGAAAUAAGUUUUCUCGUGGUUUGAAUUCCUUCGUUGGAAGGAGGACUCUGCAGAUAGACAAGGACAUAGUAUCAUUCCCAGUUAAUAGAGUCCUAUUCGCGGGGGAGCAUACACACAACAGCGGAGGUAGCUCACUGGUGAGUUCCUUCCUCAGUGGAAAGAGGGAGGCCUACAGGAUCAUCGAGAAAAUGAAUAACGCUAUUUGUAAGAACAAAUUAGUGAAGCACUUUUACAGUAGGGAGAUCUCUGGGGAGGUGGAAGGGCCCAGCGGCAGAUGCAUCAUCACCGUGGAUAGGGACAUUCCCCUGGGUAAUACCAUAUGCAACAUUGGAGAAGGUAGCGUCGCUACGCCGUGUAGUGAGGGGGCACGACCUUCCGAGCAGGGGUACAACACUCGACACGCACGGUACUCAACGUAUGGACAAGCUAGAGUUCCCAAAGAAAUCAUCAUCAAGGACAUAGACUCAAGCUACUUCCUCUACGUCUACGACGAUGAAGUACUCGGAUUGGAAAAAAAAGAAUACAACGCAUGGUUCCAGACCGUCAGGUGCAUACUCUGUAACGAAAAACAGACCCUAAGUAGACUCUUCAUUGGUGUCAUCAAGCUGAAACAUAAAAACGGUUCCUACCUUAAGUACACCUGUCAUAGAGACUGCCUCUAUUUUAAUAACUACACGUAUAAUCAUGUCUAUGGAAACAGAUAUUUCAAUCUGACUGUCCUUUUUAACUUCCUCUUCUACAAGAGGUGCUCAAUUUGCUUACUUAACUUCCCCUCGUUAAAAUGCAGCUUAACCAAUUGCAAUAAUUUCCUCCAUGUGAACUGUGCCAGCAGCUACUUGUCGUGGCCCAACUUCAGCAAGACCAGUAGACAUGAGAUCCUGUACUGUUACAAGCACCAGUAUAUGCACGGGAUUCAUCACAACCACUGUGAGGAGGAGGGAAGUGAGAAGGUCCUUCGCCGGCUCAGAGAUAGGAACAGUCGUGAUGACUACCCGGUGGGUGUGGACGCGGGGGAGGGACAACUACGAGGAGGAGAAGAGGCAAGACGGAUGGGGAGCAGCAUCAGGAGGCUUCCAAGCGGAAGCGGAAGCAGAAGCCACGGAAGGGGCGACAACUGGGAUGAGGACCACCCAGAUCGGUACAGCGACCGAUACGACUACGGAUGCAGCGACCGAUAUAGCAACCGCUAUACAGAUUACAACCCCCUCCUGCUACCUCUCCACGGGUUCUAUUCCCCCCUUGGGGAGGGAACAAACCAAUCUAGUAGUAACCACGUCACACCCUCCGCCAACCCGUCCGUGUUCCUCUACACAGACAGAUUCUGCAACCCCCCCAGAAGCAGCACCAAAUCGAAGUACCCACCCAUAGAAGAACUUACAGACAACGUGCACGCAAACAUAAGCAAGCUAAUGAAGCACUACAGAGAAAAAAAUAAUCAGAGGGCAGCUCAAAUGGAUCUCACCUUCAAUCUUAGAAGCUUCAACUAUGUCAACGAAAAUCUCUACACGUAUGUAAGGAAGAAAUACACGAAAGCUUUCCCUUCAUCGGACCCGUUAAGUGCUUUGCUUCGUGAAUCACCCUUCGAGAAUGAGGCCAACCCAGAGGAAGUGUUAGGAGGAUUGGAUAGGGGCCUCCUAGGGUUGAGCUAUCUAAACAAAGAUGUGCUCAUGCUUAAUGGGUUGCUUAAGAUGUCACUUCUGCAUGGCGUGGGAUCUUACUUUCACCCGGACGUGAUGCUGCCUAUCAGCGGCAGGUACGAUGGCAUUGUCGAGGAGGGCUUCUUAGAACAUCUGCCCAGUCACCCGGAGGACACCAAUGCGCACUCGGUGGGGAAGCACCGCCAUGAGGGAGCCCCUUUACACAGCGGAGAGGAAGACGCUCCAAGUGCGGUCAACGGUAACGCGGUCAACCGGGGUAACGCUUCCAGUGCGGCCAACCCGCUUAGCCCUCCCGACGACGCUCAGAACAACCUACGAAAUGACGCCUCCCCCCGCGCAGACAAAGAAGCAAAGAAUCACUUCAACUUGGCAAGUACACAAAGGGGUCCUUUUAUCACUGAAGAAGAUUCAGAUAUCCUAAAGGUAAUGUACGAACAAGGGAUUUUUGGUACCCCCGAAAAAGAUGGGGUUUAUCAGCCCAGCAGCAGCCACGUGAAGGUUGAUGGGAACUGGGACGAAGCCGAAGGGGAAACUCAGCGGAGGAAUGACACCAGUUCACACACAUACGAGGGUAUCCGAAGGGGGGACUCUUCACGUGAAGAUCCCAGGGGGGUAGCAAAUCAUGAUGACGCAAAAUCAACAAAGCUAAGAAGACAAAGACAGACGCAACAGAUGAAGGAUGCCAACCAGCAAUACAACUCGAAGAACUAUCCCCAGUCUGCCAGCCCACCAGGGAUCAUACCCCAUGUGGACAGUGGCAAUUAUAACCUCAUGCUCAACCUGCUCUCAAACUACUUCCGAGAAGUGAGCCAAGGCAGAAGGAGAAUGAUGAGCAGCACAGGGGUGUUGUACACACCGAACGGUCGCACAAACGGCGCCACUCACAAUCACAACGCCAACUGGGCGAGCGGCGCGCGGGAUUCCUUCUCGAACCAUCUCCCAAACGAGGCACAAAAACGAAUCGGCGGCAUCAUCAGUUAUCCCCCCAACGUUGCCCACAAGGAGAAUCAAGUAGACAUGGAAGCGGAGCAAAGUAGCAACCGUUUCGCUACGGAAGGGUUCAACAACUCGACGAGCAUACUCCGUAGGCAGACGACACAGAAGAGGGACACACCUCACGGGCAGAUGCUCGUGGGAGUGUCCAAAGUGGAAGAACCGAAUCAGCCAAAAAAGAGAAAAAACGUCCCACACAAUAACAAACUUGAAAUGCUAUACAAGCUGUACCUGCACAAGAAUAACCUAGACUACUCCGAUGAGAAUGAAAAUGAUCCCUCGUCGCAUAGGACGGGUAAAAGACUGUUUCGAAACAAGUUGCUGGAAAAUUACUAUCAUAUCUUGAAUGGCAAUUUGAGGAGGGAGAGGAUGAAGCGCAGUGGGGCGGAUUCUAACCAGAGGAAUGACACGGCGUGUGAGAAUGCCAUGGAAGUGGCAGCCGUGCUGAGCAACCAGGACAAUCGAAGGGGGGAUAGUUCAACCGCUUCGCAAACGGGGGACAGCUUAACAGCUUCGCAGACGGGAGACAGCCUAACCGCAUCGCAAAGGGAAGACCAUUCAGACGAACACAUCUCCAGCCAAAAUGCUCACCAGAGGAAAGUAAUGAAAAAACGAAUGAUUGAAAGACAACACCAAGGUGUGAGACCCCACUCUGAUACCGAACCAGCAAACUAUAUAAAAAGGCAGAUACAGCUGCAUGAGGAGCAGCCGACCGAUUACAAAGGAACUCUCUUCUUUCACACACAGGACCAGGCGAAGAAUCAAUUCUUACCCCAUAAUGGAGUGACAAAAACGAGGAGACGAAACGAUAUGGAUCAAAGGAUACACGUACUUGACGAAAUAAUGGAGGAAGCGCAAAGGCGUCGUUAUAACGAUCGUCUUGUACCAAAGGAGGUAGAUAAAACAGCGAGCCAAGAUCAUGCCACUGCACUCCAGCCUGGCAACAGAGUGAGACUUCAAAAAAAAAAAAAAAAUUACACCAAUGCAGCGGACCACGUGAAUGAGCAACUAUUGCUCAACCACUUUGGAGGCGUAGAUCUGGUUCGAAUCUUUAACACUCUCAGCCACACGGAGAAGGAGCAGCUCAUUUCGAUUCUGCUGAAUGUGAGAGAUGAGGUGGAUGAGACGGAUGACGUGGACGAGGUGGACCAUUCGGAUGAGACGGAUGACGUGGAUAACGCGGAGAAUGGGGAGAACCCAGACGAGAUGCAACGCCGCGAAGACGGCGAAAGGAAAAGGGAGGAAACCAGUUACGGAUCCUACCCCUUCAACCCUCCGACACACACCGGGAGCAAGCCACCAACAGAGCAACACGAAUCAUCGAAUAGGGACAACUGGACCUAUAACACGAGAAGGAAAACGAAGAGUGUGGCUUCUUUAGUGUAUCCGGCUGAGCAGCCAAUUGAGGACUACUACGAUAAUGAGGAAGGGGUCUUUACGGAUGUCGGCCCGUCCAACGCGGCAUACAGCGCAGCCCCACCAACCUAUGGUGAAGACAACAGGAGGAACCCGAUAAGUAUAAAUGCCAAGGCAACGAACGAGAAGGAAGCAAGCAUGAGCAACAGCAACCACAGUAAGCAAAAGGGAAAGAUAAAGAAAAAUGAUGACGUCUCUACUCCAAUUGGAAACUCCUCUGAUAAAAAGAGGAGAAUGAAAAAUCUCAACACAGCUUCGUCAAAUGUGAGCAGCCUCUCCAGUGCGUUAAUCAAGAACAGUGGUAGGAACGAUUACGGUGGUGUACUCCCCUUUUACGUGUCGGAGGGGAACAAGGAAAGGGUCACAAACUGGGAAGAUAAUUAUCACACCACGGGUGACAUGACCGGAAGCUAUUUCAGCAGGAGGGCUUCCGAGACCAAUGAUGCCACCUGCAACGAGUUAUCCUCACACCAAUUCAGCCGAAGCGACAGAAUGCACAGUGACCAGUAUGACGGCAGGGCGGCCAUCCCAUUCAGGACAACUCUGACUAGCUACAGCGACUUAGAGAGACACUCUCUGCUGAGCGAAGGAAGAAGAAGCGAAAGCAGAAGCGGAGGCAGAAGCGGAAGAGGACUGUUUGGGCAUUACCACAACGAUAAGAUGACCAGGAGAAAGAUCGCGCAUGCGGGCGGCAGGCAGGGAGCGGCCACCACAGCAACCACUGCUACUGCCCCUAGUGGCGCUACUACCGGCGGCACAGGCACCACCACGGUCAGUGACCCCUUUAACAGCACCAACUCGAAGGAACCGAUGGACAUGGCGGAGCGCACCCAGUUUAGUCCACUCCCACGGGGGAAAACCAAAAGAAGAAACGCAAAGGAGACCACCCACAGUGGCACUAACACAAACCGUCACAUGCAAUCCUACCCCAAAGGAACCAGUAAAAAAAGGAACAAUUACAACCUAGACAAGUUACUGCACCUGAUACGAACUAAUCAAUACAUGCGAACGGACAAAGAGAAAGUGAAAGAGAUUAACAGCAUAGUUAGGGAACUGGCCGACUCUCUUAGCACCGAGAGGGGCAUCCAUCAAAGAACCCUCACUACGGAUUAUUCACAGAUGUCCGUGUUUAAUGACGGUGAGAAAUCCCCCCAGGAUGGUACACAAAGAAGAAACAGAAACGUGAGAAGAAGGAAAGAUCCGAACUACAAUUUGAGGCCAAUUAAAAAUAGCAUAUAUGAUGGUGGAAGGAUGAUGAAAGAGAGUACUGGGAGUCAUAUCGACCACGGAGCUGAACACACUGGUAUGAUAGAGAAGGGGCAUGACAGGCGAGUAUUGGAUCACCACAGAGGAAGAGAGGACAACCUAAUCUGCUUCAAGGAGGACGGUUUGAAGACUCAGAAAGCAACAUCAGUCCCACAUGGGGUAACACCAGCGGCAAGAGACGUAGACGAAAGUAAAGAGGCACACGUUAUAGGAACACAGAGAAAUAUGACUGACUACCCUGGCCAUCUUGGCCAGUGGGGGAACUUCAGCAGCAGAAACGCAGCGAUCACUGGGGACGCCGCUACCCCAGAUAGCCAAGCUAAUCCCCCCAACUUCCCCGGUGAGGAAGGGCGAAGCAAAAGGAACAAUUACCCACUAGCCCAAGUGAGCACGCUCCACAGUGUGUACGAUACAGAUCUGAGCAAUAGCCUCAUGGGCACGCAGGCCACCUACAGCCUGAUCAAAUACAAUUUAACGAAAAACAACCUAAUCAAUAACGUCUUGAGUGACAUGAAAUCGAAUCUCUCCCAGCAGAAUUUGAUGAACACCUCGAGUAGCCUCGCUUACCCUGAUACGAUGGAGGACACGAAGGACGUCUCGUCUUAUCACUCCCAGAAGAGGCGGAAGUUGUAG
Molecule: messenger RNA, 10536 nt
Organism: Plasmodium inui San Antonio 1
Lineage: Eukaryota; Apicomplexa; Aconoidasida; Haemosporida; Plasmodiidae
Exons: 2
Coding region: 1-10536 (3511 amino acids)
Molecular function (GO): oxidoreductase activity
Source: RefSeq, a predicted model, not a curated record